Molecule: messenger RNA, 1567 nt
Organism: Anopheles darlingi
Lineage: Eukaryota; Metazoa; Arthropoda; Insecta; Diptera; Culicidae
Product: vitellogenic carboxypeptidase-like
Exons: 1
Coding region: 10-1518 (502 amino acids)
Biological process (GO): proteolysis
Molecular function (GO): serine-type carboxypeptidase activity
Source: RefSeq, a predicted model, not a curated record
AUCAUCGCUAUGUUUCGCUUCAAUUUCGUUCCCAUUUGUGGGCUUUUGAUUAUCGUUCUUGUAUCUGAUGGUGGUCAGUGUUUGUUCCUUAAUCCAUACCAAAAGAUUUGGCAGCACCCGACAGUGCAUGGUAGUGCUUGGCAAGCGACAUCGAGCGAGCAAAGCGAUCAUGGAUUACCACUGUUCCUUACGCCAUACAUCGAGGCAGGAAACAUAACGGAGGGUCAGCAGGCUGCUCGAGUGCAGCACACGCGCAUCCGAGGAUUCGAAUCAUAUGCUGGCUUCCUCACCGUCGACAAGCGAUAUAACUCCAAUCUCUACUUUUGGUUCUUCCCGGCGAAAACGAACGCAACCACAGCCCCACUGCUGCUCUGGCUACAAGGCGGUCCGGGUGCAUCGUCACUGUUUGGGCUAUUUGCGGAAAAUGGACCGUUCCGUAUAAACAAGGAGCUGGUGGCCGUCCCGCGGAAUCAUUCUUGGUACGAAAACCACAAUCUACUGUACAUCGACAAUCCCGUCGGGACGGGAUUUAGCUUCACGGAGCAGGAAUCCGGUUACGCCCGGAAUCAGGUACAGAUUGGUGAGGAGCUGUACACGGCGAUAGUGCAGUUUCUGCAACUGUUUCCUCACCUCCAAAGCGUGCCGUUCUACAUCACAGGCGAGUCGUACGCUGGCAAGUACGUUCCCGCGCUCGGUUAUACGAUCCACCGGAAAAAUACAGAUCCUGCCACACCGCCCGAAGGGCACAUCAAUCUGGCCGGCAUGGCGAUCGGGAAUGGGUUCAGCGAUCCCAUUAAUCAACUCAACUACGGUGACUAUCUCUACCAGCUGGGACUGAUCGAUGCCAAUGCGCUGGAGCGCUUUGAGCAGGAUGAGCAAACCGUCGCCGACUGCAUAGCCAAGGGUAACUAUCAGUGUGCCUUCGACGUGAUGGAUGCGCUACUCGAUGGUGACGCUAAUGGUGGCCAGUCGUUCUUUCGCAAUGUGAGCGGGUUCGAGAUGUACUACAACUAUCUGCAUCCAGUAGCCACUGCAGACGAAGUGUUCGAACAGUUUAAUCUGGUUUCUUUCCUCAAUCUCGACGAAACCCGUCCAGCUCUGCAUGUCGGCGAUCUGCCAUUCCAUGAUCUGGAUACGGACAACAAGGUAGCGCGCCACCUAGAGGAUGACGUAUUUCAAAGUGUCGCACCAUGGAUUUCAGAGUUGCUUGAAAACGGUUAUCGCAUACUGUUCUACAACGGCCAGUUGGAUAUUAUCUGCGCUUAUCCGAUGAUGGUGAACUACCUGCAGAUGCUACAGUUCAAUGGUGCACACUAUUAUCGCCAGGUGCCGAGAGGCAUCCUUACGAUCGAUGGAGAAACCGCUGGUUAUUUUAAGCUAGCCUAUGCGCUGACCGAAGUCCUUGUGCGCGAUGCCGGUCAUAUGGUGCCGCGUGAUCAGCCCAAGUGGGCUCAUCGCAUAAUAACCGCCUUUACUCAUCCGGUGCACGGAAAACAUAUCUUCGAAUCCGGUUUGUAAUGUUUGUAUUGGCCAAUAAAAGAACUUGUAGUGGUGGGUCUCAAAUGCA